Ilex paraguariensis (yerba mate) is the source of this 252-nucleotide messenger RNA. Lineage: Eukaryota; Viridiplantae; Streptophyta; Magnoliopsida; Aquifoliales; Aquifoliaceae. The record is from the annotation of a GenBank genome assembly.
AUGGAAGUGUUGGGAUCGGAGGUGGGUACCAUGGCGGAGGAGGGGGGCGGGGCAGAAAACUCUGUACUCGGUUGCUUUGGGGACGGCCAAUUUGUACUCCGGGUCGGCGCAUGGACCGGUGAUCUCCCAUGGCUUCUUUGUGUAGCGUUUCGGAGCCAGGACAAUGGAUUUCACCGUGAAGUUCGUUUUGGUAUUGCAGAGUUACGGAGGAGAAGAAGAGGGAGCUUUGGGCUUUCUCUGGGCUUUACUUGA